Molecule: messenger RNA, 1438 nt
Organism: Cherax quadricarinatus
Lineage: Eukaryota; Metazoa; Arthropoda; Malacostraca; Decapoda; Parastacidae
Gene: eIF3m
Product: eukaryotic translation initiation factor 3 subunit m
Biological process (GO): cytoplasmic translational initiation
Cellular component (GO): eukaryotic translation initiation factor 3 complex; cytoplasm
Molecular function (GO): translation initiation factor activity
Source: RefSeq, a predicted model, not a curated record
CUCUCCAGGUAAACUCCAGGUGACUGAGGGAGUGGUGGCCGAGGUGGCAACACAUGUUAACAUGAGCGUCUACACAUUUUUAGAGAUAGACGUCAAUGCUCAGGUGGAAGAGCUCCGUGCAUACCUCAAUGAGGUGGGUGCAGAGAUUUCAAAGGAGCGGAGCUCCAAGGGUCUUGAAGACGAUUUGCACAAAAUCAUUGGAGUGUGUGACACAGCCUUUUCCUCAGAGGCCACAGAAGCUGAGGUGGAGGCACUGUUAAACUCUAUUGUUUCAGUUCUGAUUGUGGUACCUGUUGGGGAAAAAACCGAGUCUCUUAUUCUGGCAUUCUGUGAGAAGCUUGCCAAGGCACCUUCCAACAGAUUAGGACAUGUCUGCUUAAGAGUGUUGAAUCUCUUGUUUCACGCUUUGCCAGAGAAUCUUGGAGUGCGCUAUCAUGUUUACUACACAAUGGUGCAAGUGUCUGGUCAAAUUGGACAGAUCCAGGCAGUAUAUCAGUCUGCAGAAAAGAUGCGCUGCACACUCAACACUGCCCAGCCACCUCCAUCUACUGAACAGAUGCAGCAGCUGCUUCGUUUGUUGCAUCAGACACUCCUUGCCAACAAAAUUAGUGAGGAUGCAAGUAAAGUAAUGAUAGAAUUGCUGGGCACUUAUACGACGGAGAAUGCAUCGCAGGCACGUGAAGACGCUCAUCGGUGUAUAAUUGCUUCCCUUGCCGACCCUACGACAUACAUUAUGGAUCAUCUACUUACACUUAAGCCUGUAAAAUUCCUCGAAGGAGAACUUAUCCAUGACUUAUUGACCAUAUUUGUAUCGGAGAAGCUGCCUGGUUAUAUCCACUUCUACAAUAACCAUAAGGAAUUCAUCUCUUCUAUAGGUCUGGAUCACGAGGCCAAUGUACGUAAGAUGAGAUUGUUGACCUUCAUGCAGAUGGCCGAGAGUCAGUCGGAGAUGUCUUUUGAAGUUAUCAUGCAAGAGCUGCAGCUUGGUCCUGAGGAAGUGGAAGGAUUCAUAAUUGAAGCUUUAAAAACCAAGCUAGUAAGUGCUCGGAUGGACCAGAGUCAACACAAAGUGUAUGUUUCGUCAAGAGUUCACCGCACGUUUGGCCGCAACCAGUGGCAGGCCCUUCAUGACACACUCACCAGCUGGAGAGCAAAUCUUAGUCUUGUGAAAGACUCUAUGCAAGCAAUUGUUAGUGCUCCCAUAGGUGGUAGCAAAUAACAUUAGUCUUGAUGCUUAUUUUGAUACUGUAUUUAUCUUGACCACUAGUUUCAAAUAUUUUUUUGCCAUUAAAAAUUCUUUUGUAUGUGUAAUUCCAUGGAUGUAUAAUUGAAAUAUUUAGAUAAAAAUAUGUAAACACUCAUGUUAAGUAAGGUUAAUUAGUAUGGGUUAUGAUUGUUAAAAUAAAAUUAACUUAAAUAUAAUUGUAAAUUAAUUUGU